CUGCUCUGUCAAUUGAUGCUUCGUUGAGAGUUGCAUAUUCAUCUUUACUUUGUAUUGUCUGCUGUAUUUUCUUGCUGAGCAUCAGCAACGGACCUCACAACCCUCCAUGCUUGAUACCGGUAGCACUAGUGCGGUCGGGUCCACCGCCAUCUCCAUGAGGGACCGACUGCUUCAGAGUAUGCCAGGGCCUCAACAGGUCUUGAAAGCUAUAACUGGAUCAUUGGGUGUCUCGUCGCUUUCGGUUUCAGAUUAUAGUUCGUCCGAAGCAACCUUCCGGCAAUGUCCUUCCUCCGAAGUGAGCUGCAAGGCUCAGUACCAUGGCCAGGAUACCUGCUGCUUCAACUACCCCGGCGGACAGAUGCUCCAGACGCAAUUCUGGGAUGCUGAUCCAGCCAUUGGGCCAGCAGAUUCCUGGACUAUCCAUGGACUCUGGCCCGACCAUUGCAACGGCGGCUUCGAUCAGUACUGUGACUCCGGGAGACGGUACAGCAAUAUCUCGUUGAUCCUGGUUGAUUCUGGUCGGGGGGAUCUACUAGACUAUAUGAGCGACUUCUGGAAGGACUUCAGGGGCGAUGAUGCGAAUCUCUGGGAGCAUGAGUGGAACAAGCACGGCACUUGUGUCAGCACGCUAGAGACUCACUGCUACACCGACUACUACCCACAGCAAGAGGUUGUGGACUACUUCGACCGGACAGUCGAAGUCUUCAGAACCCUGCCUACCUACGAGACACUCGCCAAAGCCGGCAUUACCCCCUCCUACACGCAAACCUACACUCGCGAUGAGAUUGUCAAUGCCCUCUCCAAGGCUCAUGGUGCCGAGGUGACAGUCCGGUGUCGACACCAGGCUAUCAACGAAGUCUGGUACUACUUCAACAUCGCCGGGCCACUGCAGACGGGCAAAUUCGUCCCAUCUGACCCAGAUGGCCAAACAUCCAACUGCCCCCGCAGCGGCAUCCACUACAUUCCCAAGACUCCCCGAAACGGUCACGAGCCAACCAAGACAUCCCGCGGACCUGCUGAGCCGACCGCACCGAGCGCACCCUUUUCAGGAAAAGGGAACCUAAUGAUCUCAACUAACGGUCAGAAGCGAGGCUGCAUCAUUAGCCACGGCGCGUGGUUCACCUCGGGAACCUGUGCGACUUUCACGGCCACUAAGGCGUCUGAUGACACAGUCACCCUAAAAUCCAGCAAGGGGGACUGCGGGUUCUCGCACGAUGUCUUCACCUGCGGCGGAUUCAUCCGGUCCCCGACUCAAUUUACUGUCGAAGACGGCAUGCUCGCCUACAACGACAACACAACCUUCUUCGCAGACAAGGCGCCCAAAGGGCCAACGAAGAGCAAAGUCUUCGCAACUCAAGACGACCAUCCUCUCGAGCUAUCCAUCACAUGGAGAGAGGCUUGAUCCCAAUUUCUUUCGCUUUCUCUCCUCAGUCAUUUUACCAUAUACAGCAUCUAAACGCAUAUAGAAUCAUACAUGUCUCCAUAUAUUUCUGCAUUUAUACAAUACUAUUUACAUAGUCGAAUUUACUUCACGACACCACACUUCCUAUGCAUUGAAUGGAAUAAACCCACAGAACUAUAGAAAAAUUAGAGAUCCAUU
Aspergillus welwitschiae is the source of this 1600-nucleotide messenger RNA. Its product is annotated as T2 family ribonuclease. The record is from RefSeq and is a predicted model, not a curated record. The transcript has 6 exons. Lineage: Eukaryota; Fungi; Ascomycota; Eurotiomycetes; Eurotiales; Aspergillaceae. Gene Ontology annotation, biological process: RNA catabolic process. Gene Ontology annotation, molecular function: ribonuclease T2 activity; RNA binding. The coding region runs from base 107 to 1402 and encodes 431 amino acids. Gene Ontology annotation, cellular component: extracellular region.